AUGGCUAGUAACGAUAUAGUAUCUGCCAUUUUACAUUAUAAAAGAAACAUCGAUAAAAUUUCUGAUCCGCCCGAAAGAGCAUUAAAAUAUGAGGAUAGAUUAUUGCAUUGCAUUAACAAAUUAUAUAAACUCCCAGUGAAUGUUAACCACCUUCAGGAAACUGGAGUUGGGAGAACUGUUAAUUCCCUUAGGAAAAUCGAGGGUGAAAAAGGUUUAGGAGAUGCAGCAAAAGCUCUCGUCGCAAAAUGGAAAACUAUGGUCAUGUUGGAAGAUGAAGCUGAAAGAAAGCAAAGAGAAGAAUCUUCCGAGCCAUGCGAAGAAGAUUUAAAAAGGAUUAAAAUAAUUAGGGAAGCACAAAAAAAUGAGCAUAAAAAGACUGAUAAAAAUGAUUCUUCUUCUAAAAAUUCUGAUGGUUCUAGUGAAAUAAACAAAAGCAAAAGUCAUGAGAGUAGUAAAAAGCAUAAAAGUGAAUAUAUAGAAGAUUCUAAAAGUAAAAAAAGAAAACUCGAAUCUGAUGGUGAUUCUCAUAAUCAUCAUCAUCAUCAUCAUCAUCACCACCAUAAUCAUCACUCAAAAAAAAAAGAGACUUUUAGUACUGAUUUGGAAAAAAAUUCAUCAUCUGAUAAUCAUGUAUCUGAAUAUAAAGAUAGUAAAACAAAAUCGAAAAGCAGUUCUAGUGGUAGUAGUAGUAGUAGUAAUAACAGCAGCAGUUUUACUCCAAACAAUAAAGACAAUGAUAGAACAAGUCAUAAAUCGUCAAAUUCUCAUAAAAGCCAUGAAUCAUCCAAAGAUGGAGGAAGUAAAAAACACAAAGAUAGCGAAAUUGAAAAAACAAAAUCUGAGAGUUCAUCUAGUAAACACCAUAAGUCAUCUCAUAAUAAUAAUAAUAAUGAAAGCAAAGAAAAAAAGAAAAAGGUGUAUGCUGAAAAUGAUGGCUUCGAUUCUCAAUCAGGAGCAAGUUUUGCCGAUGCAUUGGGACCAAUGGUUGUCAAAAAAUCACCAAAGAAAAAAAGUUAUAAUGGUUCUGUUUCAUUAUCGCCUGCUCCUAUAGAUAAUUCAUCAAGUGAAAACAGUAAUUCAUUGUCGAAAGAAAAAAAAAAAGAUGUGAAGGAUAUGCUUUUUUCCAAACCUAAAUUGGAACCACUCGAACCUGAUUUAGUCGCAACUCUACCAACUCCAACUCCUUAUUACAAACCUCAUCCUAGUUAUAUACCUACUCCAGAAGCUGUUAAAAAGAGAAUUCAAGCAGAAGAGGAUGCAUUGAGCACAAUUAUGUCGAAUAAAAAUACAAGAACCAAAGUUUACUCUGGAGUCAAAGGAGGUUUAUCAUAUGUUCCUUCAUUGUACGAAUGUUGCUGUCGAAUUUUACAACAACAUAUUGACGCCUUGGAAUACACUGGGGGAAUUCCAUAUUCUCUUUUAAAACCAGUUUUAGAAGGUGCCACUCCUUCGCAACUCUAUCAAUUCGAACAUUUUAAUCCUUACAUAAUAGAAGAUACUGACGAUUUGUGGAAAUUUCACGUCAACAAAGAAUUUCGAAGUCAAAAAAGACAAGAAUUUGAAUCAUGGAGAGAUAUGUACCUGAGAUGCGUCGACGAACGAGAAGAAAAAUAUAAAGCCGUCACAGCUACCAUCAUACAAAGAACAAUUGAAAAUUCCGUUCCCGUGCGAAAAGCAAAACUGGCUUACAUAGACGUUGCGAAACCUCCGCGAAACAUACUCAAAAAACAAUUGAAAAACGGAACGACAAAACCGGAUGCGUGUCGUCUUUUAGGAAAAAAUGAUCCCGACGUCGUUCGAGUUUCGGCGCCAAAACAACCGACGACGAAAGAACCCGCGGUUAUAAGAGUAAAACCAAAAGUAGCUCCACUCAUGCAAAAAACAUUAAAAUCAAUUAAAAUGUCAAGAUUUAAAAGAUGA
Pediculus humanus corporis (human body louse) is the source of this 1920-nucleotide messenger RNA. Its product is annotated as transcription elongation factor B polypeptide, putative. Gene Ontology annotation, biological process: transcription elongation by RNA polymerase II. The transcript has 6 exons. Lineage: Eukaryota; Metazoa; Arthropoda; Insecta; Psocodea; Pediculidae. The coding region runs from base 1 to 1920 and encodes 639 amino acids. Gene Ontology annotation, cellular component: elongin complex; nucleus. The record is from RefSeq and is a predicted model, not a curated record.